Molecule: messenger RNA, 611 nt
Organism: Silurus meridionalis
Lineage: Eukaryota; Metazoa; Chordata; Actinopteri; Siluriformes; Siluridae
Product: cadherin-related family member 3-like
Exons: 4
Coding region: 1-453 (150 amino acids)
Biological process (GO): homophilic cell-cell adhesion
Cellular component (GO): membrane
Molecular function (GO): calcium ion binding
Source: RefSeq, a predicted model, not a curated record
AUGUCUGUGAGAGGGGUGCCAGAGACAGAGGUGAAGGGAACCAUCAUUGCUACCAUCACAUGUACUGAUAAUGAUGUGCUGCCUUUAUUCAAAGAGUUUAUCUUUAUUGGUCUCUCCUGCCUGGGUUGCAGUCAGCUGUUUGCCCUGAAAACCACCCAGAUUAUACUGAAUGGUACUUUGGACUUUGAAGAUCCUGGCAAUCUCUAUGCAGGAAAUGGAUAUAGCCUCUUGAUUACAGCAGUAGAUAAAAAUGACAUCAGUUUAAAAGGUGGUGUGGUGAUUGGUUCAGUCAAUGCCACUGACAUGGAUUUGCCUCCAACCUUACUGCAGUGCUCUAUAGUGUCUGGUGGAGGUGCAGGAGGAAGAAGGAAAAUCUUCCACUUGGAUCCUUUACUGGGCCAAAUAACCUUGCUCACUCACCCGGAUAUGAGGACAUGCAGACACACGUGCUAAUCAACAAGUGGUGAAUGGAGAUCCCAUCAGGCCAGGAUCUGCCACUACUUCAGUUAGAGCCCAAUCUGUGUGGAAAUAAUGAGCACAUAAAGCUUAAAGUAGUGCCUUCAUUCUCACUCUUGUUUGCCCACUUACAGGUUGUUAUUAAUGUAACAGAG